This is a messenger RNA of Arabis nemorensis, 1986 nucleotides long. Lineage: Eukaryota; Viridiplantae; Streptophyta; Magnoliopsida; Brassicales; Brassicaceae. The record is from the annotation of a GenBank genome assembly.
AUGUUUCAUAGACUUCUUCUCUUUCAAGCAAUUCUUGUUCUGUUCCUUACUCUGUUUUACAAUGCCCAUGGCUACUUCGUCCCAAAAGGAUCUGCAGGAAUCGGCUUCAAUGAUUACAUCACUUUAACCAACACAACAAAACACACAUACGGUCAAGCAUUCGACAACAAACCAGUUGAUAUCACCAACUCCUCCACAAAUAUCACGACAUCUUUCUCAAUGAACUUCUUCUUCGCAAUCGUCCCUGAACRUGACAAUCAAGGCUCACACGGUAUGGCUUUCGUUAUCUCCCCCACAAGAAACCUCCCCGGAGCUUCCUCCGUUGAGUACCUCGGAAUCUUCAACGAGACAACCAACGGUAAAUCCUCGAAUAACGUGAUAGCUAUCGAGUUAGAUAUACAUAAAGACCAAGAGUUUGGCGAUAUUGAUGAUAAUCAUGUUGGGAUUAACAUCAAUGGAUUGAGGUCUGUUGUCUCUGCUUCUGCGGGUUACUAUGAUGAUAAAGAUGGAAGCUUUAAGAAUCUUUCUUUGAUCAGUAGAAAGGUAAUGCGGCUUUCGAUCGUUUAUAGCCAACCAGAUAAACAGCUUAAUGUUACUCUAUUCCCUGCUGAGAUCUCUGUUCCGCCUCGAAAACCGCUUUUGUCUUUGAAUCAAGAUCUCUCACCUUAUUUGCUUGAGAAAAGGUAUCUUGGAUUCACUGCUUCGACUGGAUCGGUUGGAGCCAUACAUUACAUGAUGGGUUAUUUUGUUAAUGGAGAAAUCGAGUAUCCGAGCUUGGAGUUUGGUAGACUUCCAAUCCUUCCUCCAUAUCCGAAGAAAGCAUCUAACAGAACAAAGACGGUUUUAGCGGUCUGCUUAACGAUAUCCGUGAUCGCUGCGUUUGUCGCCUCGUGGAUUGGUUUCGUCUUUUAUUUGAGGCAUAAAAAGGUUAAGGAGGUUCUUGAGGAAUGGGAGAUUCAAUAUGGACCUCAUAGGUUUGCUUAUAGGGAGCUUUUCAAUGCUACAAAAGGUUUCAAGGAGAAACAGCUUCUUGGAAGAGGAGGAUUUGGUCAAGUCUACAAAGGAACACUUCCAGGUUCCGAUGCAGAGAUCGCUGUGAAACGGACUUCUCAUGAUUCACGACAAGGAAUGAGCGAGUUUCUAGCCGAGAUAUCGACCAUUGGUCGUCUUAGACAUCCAAAUCUGGUUAGGCUUUUGGGAUAUUGUAAGCAUAAAGAAAGUCUCUACUUGGUUUAUGACUUUAUGCCUAAUGGAAGCCUUGACAAGUAUCUAUACCGUAACAAUGAGAAUCAAGAACGGCUCACUUGGGAGCAACGUUUCAAGAUCAUUAAAGAUGUUGCAUCUGCUCUGUUAUAUCUGCAUCAAGAAUGGGUACAAGUCAUCAUUCAUCGAGAUAUCAAACCGGCUAAUGUUCUAAUCGACAACGAAAUGAAUGCGAGGCUCGGGGAUUUCGGAUUGGCGAAGCUGUAUGAUCAAGGAUUUGAUCCUCAGACAUCUAAAGUAGCGGGAACGUUGGGGUAUAUCGCACCCGAGCUUGUAAGAACAGGAAGAGCAACUACAAGCACUGAUGUUUACGCCUUUGGGUUGGUUAUGCUUGAAGUAGUUUGCGGUAGAAGAUUGCUCGAGCGACGUGCAACGGAAAAAGAAGAAGUUCUUGUGGAUUGGAUACUAGAGCUUUGGGAAAAAGGAGAAGACAUUCUUGAUGCCGUUGAAGAAAGUAUCCGUCAAGAACAAAACAGAGGACAACUUGAGCUUGUUUUGAAGCUAGGUGUGUUGUGUUCGCAUCAAGCUGCAUCGAUUAGACCAGCAAUGAGCGCGGUUAUGCGGAUCUUGGAAGGCGUUUCGCAGCUUCCAGAUAAUCUUCUUGAUGUCGUGAGAGCUGAGAAAUUGAGAGAAUGGCCUGAGACAUCAAUGGAAUUGCUGUUUCAUGUGAAUUCAUUGGAUACAUCAACGUUAACAGAUUCUUCAGCUUCACAUGGACGUUGA